GCGUUUUUGUCUCAGCCUUUUUCGGAGGCUUCCAUUAGCCCAGCCACUCGUCCUGAAGUCAAAACCACCACGAGUUCUCAGCCAUGGCCUCCGAUGACGCUCUCUACAUCCACACAGAAAAUCCGGACUUACUUUCAGAUAUCAUAGAGCUGCACCAGAUCCAAAUGGACACCGUCCCUGUGGACGCCGUACCUAUGGAGACUAUGGCGAUGGAAGCCGGCACAGAGUACGAGAUUAUCAGCGGCAAUUGGGUCCAUGGAGGCCACCACCAUACACCUAUGAUCGCGCUACAGCCAUUCUUGACCAGCAACUCGAGCCAAGGAGACCACCACCAGGAUAUAAUCAUGGUGCAGACACAGGAGGAAGUGGUGGGCUACUACGAGUCAGACGAUCUGCAGGCCAGCACCAAUUCCGAGAACCAGGUGGUCAUCCCAGUCAAUCAAGACGACAACUUCCAGCAGACCCUGGCUUCUUUGUCAACCUCCGUGUCAUCCUCAGCUGUCAGCCACAGCAAGAAGCGCAGCAGCCAAAGCAAGAAGUCAAGCGGUAAGAAGAAUAACACCAACAGCGAGGCCCACGCAGGAAGUAGCAGCUCUGAGAUUGGCAGAAAGAAAUGGGAGCAGAAGCAGGUGCAGAUCAAAACCCUAGAGGGUGAGUUCUCUGUCACCAUGUGGUCCCCAACUGACCAAAGAGAGAAGGACACAGGGCAGAUUAAGAAUCCAGCUCCCGAUUAUUCAGAGUACAUGACAGGAAAGAAGCUUCCUCCUGGAGGAAUACCUGGUGUUGAUCUCUCAGAUCCUAAACAACUAGCAGAAUUUACUAAAACGAAGCCAAAAAAACCCAAAGAAGAUGUUCCGAGAACAAUAGGUUGCCCUCAUAAAGGGUGUGAGAAGAUGUUCAGAGAUAACUCUGCUUUGCGCAAACAUCUGCACACCCACGGUCCUAGAGUCCACGUAUGUGCAGAAUGUGGCAAAGCUUUUGUUGAGAGCUCAAAACUAAAACGACAUCAACUGGUCCACACUGGAGAGAAGGCCUUUCAGUGCACAUUUGAAGGCUGCGGCAAACGCUUUUCCCUCGAUUUCAAUUUGCGUACACAUGUGCGAAUCCAUACCGGCGACAGGCCCUACGUGUGCCCCUUUGAUGGUUGUAAUAAGAAGUUUGCUCAGUCAACUAAUCUGAAAUCUCAUAUCUUUACGCAUGCUAAAAACAAAAACAGACAGAAGGGAAAACCCUUGUCAAACUUGGAAAGUGUCUUCCAGGAGCCUGAUUGAAAAUAAAUAUGCCUCUUUUGUGUAUUGCUUCUAGGAAAUAAUAUUUUUAAUGAUUCCUAUAUAUCUAAGGGUCAUGUUUUGAUAGAGUAGUAAAAAUAAAAGUAAAAAGUAAAAAAAAAAAAAAGGUAUUCCUUUAUAUACCAUUGUUAGGGUGCUAUAUCUUGUUCUGUAAUACUAUUUGAAAAACAUGGUGUUUUGUAAAGUUUGGUACCAACAGGAGGAUAAUUUAUGAACCUCACAUCCAAAAAUGGUUCUUUAUACAACUGUUCUAAAAAAUGGGACUUGUUUUCACAUUUUAAAAAAUACAAAGUUCACUUAUUGCUUACAAAUUUUUAAAGUUCUGUAUUUUCCAAAUGUUCAUAUUUAUAGUUUUAGGAAUAUGUUUAGUAAUUCUUUGUAUGGUUUGUUGAUAACUUUGCUUACAAUAGAUUUUCUUUAAAACAAUGAACAGUAACAAAGUAUUUUCCUAUUGAAAAAAAGUUACAUAGGUUUUGUUUGCUAUCUUAUUUUUGGUUGUAUUCUUUGAUGUUAACACAUAUUUCAUAACUGUCUUUUAGCUGCAUUGAUUUACAUAGUAUUGAAUAUUAGAUGUGACUUAAUAGUAUUAGUUAAUUCAAUUCUGUUUUAGUCAUUUUAUUUCCCCAAAAUACUGCCUCGUGCAGUUGUUUAGUAUAACUUCUUUGCAUGUUCAUGUAGACAGUGGUGCUUAGUUGUAGAAUAUAUUUUGUGUGUAUUGACUUUUUAACACUUGAUAUGUACAUCUUGU
This is a messenger RNA of Hyaena hyaena (striped hyena), 2037 nucleotides long. It is a transcript of the gene YY2, whose product is annotated as YY2 transcription factor. Gene Ontology annotation, cellular component: transcription regulator complex; PcG protein complex. Gene Ontology annotation, biological process: regulation of transcription by RNA polymerase II. NCBI's taxonomy places the organism in Eukaryota, Metazoa, Chordata, Mammalia, Carnivora, Hyaenidae. Gene Ontology annotation, molecular function: DNA-binding transcription factor activity, RNA polymerase II-specific; RNA polymerase II cis-regulatory region sequence-specific DNA binding. The transcript has a single exon. Bases 84 to 1271 code for a protein of 395 amino acids. The record is from RefSeq and is a predicted model, not a curated record.